AUGAAGGUGGAGAUGCGGAAGGUGCACGCCACGCUACAGUCGGCGCUGUAUGGCAACGUGGCGAUUUUGAUACCUCCAAAUGUGGACAUUCAGCAGAUCUUGGAUCAGCUAGCUCAACACAAAAGGGAUAAGGUGGUGGCCUACAUUAAUACGUUAACGUAUGAGAAGGAAGCGGCCUCUCUCCUCGCUACGAAGGAGAAGGAAAUUUUCAAGUGCCUAGCUGUGAGGGAGAAGGAGAAGGCCUUGCAGGACAUGGAAGAGGCGUUCAUGGUGAAAAAAGAGGACUUACGCCGAGCUGUGAAGAAGAAGGAAGAAGCCUUAGACCGAACAGUGAAGGAGAAGAAAGAGGCCUUGAAGGAGAAGGAAGAGGGCUUGAAGAAGAUAGAAGCCUUACAACAAGAUGUGAAGGAGAAGGAAAAGACGUUGAGGGAGAAAGAACAGGCCUUGGAGGAGAGAGACUGGGACUUAGACCGAGCUGUGAAGGAGAAGGAAGAGGUGUUGAAGGAGAAUAAAACGCUGUUGCAGGACAAAGAAGAGGUCUUGAAAGAGAAAGAGGCCUUAAAAAAGGACGUUAUCGACUUAGAAAUGAAGUUGCUUCAGAGAGAAUGUGAAGUUGAGCUCCCAGAAGACAAGAAAGAAGAUAAAAGUGGUGAAGGGACCAGCCAGGACCCGGACGUUGAGAUGCCGCCGGCCAAAAAGGCAAAAAAUAUGAAGCGCAAAUAA
This is a messenger RNA of Nerophis lumbriciformis (worm pipefish), 723 nucleotides long. The record is from RefSeq and is a predicted model, not a curated record. Lineage: Eukaryota; Metazoa; Chordata; Actinopteri; Syngnathiformes; Syngnathidae.